UCGGGCGCACGCGCAGACGGGGCCUGACGAGCUUUUUUUUGCCCUCGGAGCUGGACGCGUAGCCAUAGACACUGGAUGGGGAGGAGGAAAUGAGGGAGCGGGACUUCCGGAGGACGUGACGUACAGAUGAGGAAGGCCGGGACCUGUUAAAUUGGAACUGUCUUUACUGGCUGUCUCUUGAGAUGUCAUCCCUUUCAGAAUAUGCGGUGCGGAUGGCUCGCCUGAGUGCUCGAAUAUUUGGAGAAGUUGCUCGCCCCACCGAUUCUAAGUCCUUGAAAGUAGUGAAGUUGUUUAGUGAACAGCCUUUGGCUAAAAGGAAGGAGACUUAUGACUGGUAUCCCCCUCACAACACCUAUUUUGCUCUCAUGAGGAAACUCCGUUUCUUUGGUCUUUACAGAGAUGAACACCAAGAUUUUAAGGAAGAGCAGAGGAGACUAAAGAAGCUUCGUGGAAAAGGCAAACCAAAGAAAGGAGAAGGGAAAAGAUCAGCUGCAAAGAAAUAAUGCUGGACCAAUCUUUGGACCAAUUAGUGACUGAGAUGAGAAAGAAGUACACACGUUUAUUAUUUUCCACUUUGAAUAGGAAUACAGCUUUCCUAAAUUAAUGAUUAUUGGUCCAAGAAUCAUCUCUCCCACCCUAAUGGAGUCUAAUUGUGUUGAAUUAAGAUUGGAUUCUUGGGGGCAGCUAGGUGGCUCAGUGGAUAGAGCACCAGCCCUGGAGUCAGGAGUACCUGGGUUCAAAUCCGGCCUUAGACACUUAACACUAGCUGUGUGACCCUGGGCAAGUCACUUAACCCCAAUUGCCUCACUAAAAAAAAAAAAAAAGAUUGGAUUCUUGAACAUAUUUUGGUCCUUAAAAGUUAUUUUGGCUUUGGUAGCUGUGUGAAUAUGUCAUCUAAUGUAUUCUCAAAGAAAUAUUAAUGUGUACUUGCUAAUUUUCUAGCAAAAAAAAAAAUCCACACUAAA
This is a messenger RNA of Dromiciops gliroides (monito del monte), 965 nucleotides long. It is a transcript of the gene MRPS33, whose product is annotated as mitochondrial ribosomal protein S33. Gene Ontology annotation, cellular component: mitochondrion. NCBI's taxonomy places the organism in Eukaryota, Metazoa, Chordata, Mammalia, Microbiotheria, Microbiotheriidae. The coding region runs from base 183 to 503 and encodes 106 amino acids. The record is from RefSeq and is a predicted model, not a curated record. The transcript has 3 exons.